CCUCUCUUAAAACCUUUUGUCCCAACAAAACAAAAACUCUUAUAACGACCAAAAAACAGAACACAACAAAAGAUCCAACGAUGUCAAGUUCGGUCCGAAAGAACAUGGAGCGGAUUAAAGGUCCAUGGAGUCCAGAAGAAGACGAACUAUUACAGAGUCUGGUGCAGAAGCACGGUCCAAGAAACUGGUCUUUGAUCAGCAAAUCUAUCCCUGGACGCUCCGGCAAAUCUUGCCGUCUCCGGUGGUGUAACCAGCUAUCUCCGGAGGUUGAGCACCGUGCCUUUUCGCCGGAAGAAGACGAGACGAUUGUUCGAGCGCACGCUCGUUUAGGUAACAAGUGGGCAACGAUCUCUCGUCUCCUCAGUGGAAGAACCGACAACGCAAUCAAGAACCAUUGGAACUCGACGCUAAAGCGAAAAUGCAGCGCAGUUACAUCUGAUGGGCAUGACGGUAAUUUUGGAGAAGAGCAACCGUUGAAGCGUACGGCGAGUGGUGGUGGUGUGUCUACUGAGUUGUAUAUGAGCCCCAGAAGUCCUUCUGGAUCUGACGUCAGCGAGCAAUCUGGUGGUGGUCCACACGUGUUUAGAUCUGGUGCUGUGAAUGAGAUGACGGCGUCAUCGUCCGGUGAAGAUCCGCCGACGUAUCUAAGUUUGUCUCCCCCUUGGAAUAACCGUUGUGAGACGGAAACGGUUAGAGUCAAUGAGUCAACUCAACUAAACGAGGAUACGGUUAUUGACGGUGGUUACACGGCGGAGCUAUUUCCAGUUAGAAAGGAAGAGGUAGAAGAAGGGCAAGGGAUAUCAGGAUUUGGUGGUGAGUUCAUGACGGUGGUGCAGGAGAUGAUUAGGACGGAGGUGAGGAGUUACAUGGCGGAUUUACAGCGUGGGAACAUCGGCGGCGGCGGUGGUUCGUGUAUGCCGCAAAGCGUAAACAACCGUCGUGUCGGGUUUAGAGAGUUUAUAGUGAACCAAAUAGGUAUUGGGAAGAUCGAGUAGAGUGAUGAUGACUCAUAAGUGAGUCAUGUAUAGAGCCAAGGCAGCAAUGGUUAGAGAGGCGGAAGCAAAUCAAAAAUGUUUUGUAAUCAUAUGAUCUCUCGUAAUUUAAAAAUUAAAAGGAAGCAAGAUCAUACAUAUUACAUACA
Molecule: messenger RNA, 1141 nt
Organism: Brassica oleracea var. oleracea
Lineage: Eukaryota; Viridiplantae; Streptophyta; Magnoliopsida; Brassicales; Brassicaceae
Product: transcription factor MYB44-like
Exons: 1
Coding region: 81-995 (304 amino acids)
Biological process (GO): regulation of DNA-templated transcription
Cellular component (GO): nucleus
Molecular function (GO): DNA-binding transcription factor activity, RNA polymerase II-specific; RNA polymerase II cis-regulatory region sequence-specific DNA binding
Source: RefSeq, a predicted model, not a curated record